AAGAUUCCCCCAUUGAUCUUGUCACAUAAUAGAUCACAUCAAAUUUGUCCUAUUUCAAUCCGAUAGGAUCCAUUACCGUACCAAUUAGAGUGAAUCAAUUACUAUGCUUUGACUGGGAUGAUAACACCAAAUUUGACUAUUCAUAAGUGACAAUCCUGUAAUUCUAUUCAUUUCUAGCCCCAUUUUGAUUUCCCAAAACCAACGUUAUUAUAAGCGCGCUCACUCUCUUCCGCUAACUAAAUUUCAUAUCCAGCUUGCACUAGGUCCCCGCAAAAACUCAACCGAAGAAACGGGCUGGAACUAUCUAAAAUGCCUAAAUUACCCUUCCCAUAUCCAGUGCUACUACUCACUCUCCUUCUAAUCUCUGUACCCUUCCAAGUAAUUUCUCAAAUUCCAAACACAGAAGAACAAACCGUCCUCCUCAACCUCAAGCAACAACUGGGCAAUCCACCAUCUCUUACGUCCUGGAACGCCACGUCAUCACCUUGUGACUGGCCGGGUAUCACCUGCACCGAUAACUCGGUCACCGGAGUUUCGCUCAAGAACAAAAUUAUCACCAAAGAAAUCCCACCAACAAUAUGCAACCUGAAAAACUUAACCUCCCUGGACGUUUCCUACAACAACAUCCCCGGAGGGUUUCCCGAUAUCCUGAACUGCACGAGACUACAGAUCCUGGACCUGUCUCAGAAUUUCUUCGUGGGUCCGAUACUGAGCAAUAUCGACCGACUUUCGGCUCUCAGAUUCUUCAAUGUUGGGGCCAACAACUUUUCCGGCGAUAUUCCUUCCAGUAUAGGCCGCUUGUCGGAGUUGCAGACGCUGUAUCUUUAUCAAAAUCAGUUCAAUGGCACGUUUCCGAAAGAAAUUGGAGACUUAUCCAAUCUAGAAGUCCUGGGUAUGGCGUAUAAUGAAAAGUUUGUGCCUGCAAGUAUUCCAGUCGAAUUCGGGAAGUUAAAGAAGUUGAAGACUUUGUGGAUUGCUGCUGCAAACUUGAUGGGCGAAAUCCCGGAGUCUCUCACCAAUCUCACGAGUCUUGAAAUCCUGUCUUUGUCCUUAAACAGUCUGACGGGUCCUAUUCCUGGUGGGUUGUUUUCGUUGAAGAACUUAACAUCCUUGUAUCUCUUCAGUAAUAGACUAUCUGGGAAGCUGGCAAAUUCGUUUGAAGGUCGAAAUUUGGUUGAGCUUGAUCUUUCUACGAAUAAUUUGACCGGUUCCAUACCAGAUGACUUUGGGAAGUUGCAGUAUUUGCAACUGUUUAAUCUCUUUUCAAAUCAGUUUUCUGGGCAGUUGCCUGCAAGUAUAGGCCUAAUGCCUUCACUGACAGGUUUUCGUGUAUUUAAAAACAAUUUGAGUGGAGUAUUGCCACCAGAACUAGGCCUUCAUUCAAAGCUUCAAGCAUUUGAGGUGUCUUUUAAUCAAUUCAGUGGUCAACUGCCUCAAAAUUUAUGUGCUGCAGGUGUUUUGACAGGAGUUGUUGCUUUCUCUAACAAUCUUAGUGGAGAGGUGCCAGAAUCGCUUGGAAAUUGUAGCACUUUGCGAACAGUCCAGCUUUAUGACAACCAGUUCUCCAGUGAGCUUCCUCCGGGCAUUUGGACAACUUUCAGUCUGUCAAGCUUGAUACUGAACAGCAAUGCUUUUUCAGGUGAAUUACCGAGCGAAUUGGCACGGAAUUUGACAAGAUUGGAAAUCAGUAACAACAGAUUUUCAGGUCAAAUUCCUGCUGGCGUUGCUUCCUGGAAAAAUAUGGUUGUUUUUAAGGCAAGCAACAAUCUCUUCUCAGGCGAAAUUCCGGUUGAGCUGACUAGUCUUUCUCAGCUUACUACUCUACUGCUUGAUGGUAAUCAACUUUCAAGUACACUGCCUUCCCAUAUAAUCUCCUGGCAGACACUUACUACUUUGAAUCUUUCCAGAAAUGAACUUUCAGGUGAAAUUCCUGCAGCAUGGGGAUCUUUGCCUGACUUGCUUUAUUUAGAUCUAUCAGGGAACCAAUUUUCAGGUGGAAUCCCACCUGAAUUGGGUAACUUGAGGCUUCCCCUUCUAAACCUGUCCUCCAACAAACUCUCAGGAAUGAUCCCCCAGGAGCUCAAUAACCUUGCAUAUGAAGACAGUUUCUUAAACAACUCCAAUCUUUGUGUUGAUACUCCAGUUCUAAAUUUUCCAAGUUGUAACACCAAUAUACGGGCCUCUGGCCAAAUUUCGCCCAAAUACCUAGCUAUGGCUUUAACUCUGGCAUUCUUUGUUCUCUUGGUUGCUAUUUUAUUGGGUUUGUUUGUGGUCAGAGACUUCCAAAAUAAAAAGCGAAAGCAAGAUCUUGCAACAUGGAAGCUCACCUCAUUCCAUAGACUGGGUUUCACAGAAGCAAACAUUUUGUCAAAUCUGACAGAAAGUAAUGUGAUUGGAAGUGGGGGCUCAGGAAAGGUGUACCGAAUUUCCAUUAACCAUUCGGGUGAAUUUGUUGCCGUUAAAAGGAUCUGGAACAGCAGAAAACUGGAUGAAAAGCUGGAAAAAGAGUUUAUUGCUGAAAUUGAAAUAUUGGGCAGAAUUAGGCAUUCAAAUAUAGUUAAGUUGUGGUGCUGUAUUUCAAGUGAGAAUAAAAAGCUUCUUGUGUAUGAGUACAUGGAGAACCAAAGCCUGGAUAGAUGGCUUCAUGCAUCCAAGAGAAGUUCCAUAUCAUCAGGGACAAAUUCGGUCCAUCAUGUUGCUCUGGAUUGGCCAACAAGACUGCAGAUUGCCAUUGGAGCUGCACAAGGUCUAUGCUAUAUGCACCACGACUGCUCUCCACAGAUUAUUCACCGAGACGUAAAGUCUAGCAAUAUUUUGUUAGACUCUGAAUUCAAAGCAAAAAUUGCAGAUUUUGGACUGGCUAAGAUGUUGGCUAAGCAAGGAGAGCCUCACACAAUGUCUGCAGUUGCUGGCUCUUUUGGUUAUCUUGCUCCAGAGUAUGCUUACACAACAAAAGUGAAUGAGAAGAUUGAUAUUUACAGCUUUGGAGUUGUCCUCCUGGAGUUGGUGACAGGAAAAGAACCUAACAAAGGAGAUGAGUAUUCAAACCUUGCAGAAUGGGCAUGGAGACAUUAUGCAGAAGAAAAGCCUAUCAUGGAGGUUUUUGACCCAGAGAUAAAUGAAGCAGAUUGCCUGGAACAAAUGACCACUGUAUACAAACUUGGACUUAUCUGUACAAGCACCUCACCAAACGAUAGGCCUUCGAUGAAAGACGUUUUGGAGAUUCUUCGUCGCUGUGAUCCUACGGAAAAUUCUCGAGGGAGAAAGACAGAAAGUAAGGUUGAUACUGCUCCUCUUCUUGGCACUGCUAACUAUCUUUACGGUUACAAGCGCAGUAAGAAGGUAACAGAUGGCGAAGGAAAUGAGAGUCUUGUAUAAAUUGCCAUAAGAUUUUGAAUGUUGCUUUAGAAUGAGUCCUGUUAUGGCUUCCAGUUUGUGUUCUAUAUAUAUAUAUUUCUUGUUAAUGCAUCUGUAGAUCUCAAUUUUUGACUUCA
Molecule: messenger RNA, 3494 nt
Organism: Mangifera indica (mango)
Lineage: Eukaryota; Viridiplantae; Streptophyta; Magnoliopsida; Sapindales; Anacardiaceae
Product: receptor-like protein kinase HSL1
Exons: 2
Coding region: 310-3378 (1022 amino acids)
Biological process (GO): protein phosphorylation
Molecular function (GO): protein kinase activity; ATP binding; receptor serine/threonine kinase binding
Source: RefSeq, a predicted model, not a curated record